Molecule: messenger RNA, 2113 nt
Organism: Folsomia candida
Lineage: Eukaryota; Metazoa; Arthropoda; Collembola; Entomobryomorpha; Isotomidae
Product: fatty acid amide hydrolase 1
Exons: 11
Coding region: 100-1923 (607 amino acids)
Biological process (GO): fatty acid catabolic process
Molecular function (GO): fatty acid amide hydrolase activity; amidase activity
Source: RefSeq, a predicted model, not a curated record
UGCUUACAUGCUGUCAGGUUUCAUCCACUCCAACUAUUGCAGGACAUUGUGUAUAUUUUGUACACGACAGUUUUAACAGAAAAAUAUUUAUUUUAAAUUAUGGUUAAGGCAAAUCUACAAUUAAGUAAUCCACCGCCAGUUAGAUUUCCCUAUUUCACAAUCGACAUGUUGAGAACGAGAUUUGAAGCGUUUUGUGGGUUUAUUUUACUACUUCUCUCCAUCCUAACGUCGGCAUUACUCCCGAUACUUGGACACAUUUAUUUUAAAACUUCUGACAGAAAGAAACUAAAAACGAAUGCAGAUCUUAUUUCGAAAAAGGAUUUCGAAAGGGAGGAACAAUUUCAAGCAAUUGAGACACAAUUUCCAUUGAAUGGAAAACGCCAAAAAAUAUUAAAAUUGUCAGAAGAAAAACUAAUCAAUGCAUUACAAACUAGGAUUUUGUCUGCCACGGAAGUGUUGGAGGCUUACAUAUCAAAGGCAAUUAUCGUCACUCGAAAAUACAACUGCAUUACUGAAUUCAUCCCUGAAGCCUUGGAAUGGGCAUCGGAGCUGGACAGCUUGGAACAAAUUAAGGGUCCAUUGCAUGGAAUCCCAGUGUCGAUCAAGGAACAUUGCAAUGUUGUGGGAAUGGACUCGACGAUGGGUUUUGCUCAAUUUCUAUUUCGACCUGCGCAAGAAGACGCAGCAAUUGUUCAAGCUAUCAAAUUGCUGGGUGGAAUUCCCUUCUGCAAAACGAACGUCCCUCAAAGCUUGUUCACUUAUGCCUGUGGUAAUUCAAUUUUUGGGGAAACACUGAAUCCCCUUAAUCUGAAGUUAUCUCCUGGUGGGUCUAGUGGAGGUUGCGCCACUCUAAUUGCAGCUGGAGGUUCAAUACUAGGGGUCGGGACCGACGUGGGUGGGUCCAUUCGCAUCCCUGCACAUUUUUGUGGAAUUGCAGGUUUGAAACCAACCAUGCCAAGAAUGACACAGCAAGGUUUUCGGACUUCAGGAGCUAUCAUGGUUCCAAUUUCUGGGACAAAUGGGUUUCUUGCCCGGAAUACCAAAAUGCUAUGCUACGCAUAUAAAUCUUUGUAUGAAAGUGGAAUCUUGACCGAUUUAGACCCAAACGCAGUACCCAUUCCUUGGAAUGAAAAUCUAUUUAAUCCGGGAAGAAAGUUACGGUUUGGAUUUUUCACGUCCCAUUCGAUGUUUCCACUCUUGGGGGACACGGAAGAAGUCUUGAUGAAAGCAAUCAACAAACUUCAAGCAGAUGGUCAUGAAGUGGUUCAAUUUCUUAUGCCUGAUAUGGAAAAAAUAAUGGAAGUUAUUUGGGAUUCAGCAUUUGCAGAUCGAGGAAAGGUCUUUAAAAAUUUGUGGAAGGCGGAGUCCAUAUCGGACGCAGCCAUCACAGUCUACUGGAUGACCCGAUUGCCAUUAUACUGGAGAAGAUUAAUAGCAUACAUUUUAGAGUUCAAGAUGGGCCCAAUUAAGCUCCCAAUAUUUUACUCUCCAUUAACAGCAAAAUUACUUCGGUCUGGGACCAAGACAUGGACAAGUGAAGGUUUAUGGCGAAAUAUUGUAGAUCGUAAACUCAUGUUGGAUUACAUUAAAGGCCAAUUUUUGGCUAAUAACAUCGACCUCUUAAUUACCCCUGCAUUUCCCUUCCCAGCCAUUCCAUACAACAUGCCCGGAAAAAUUUUACAGGCCGUAGUAUAUACAAUGCCUUGGAAUCUAAUGGAUUUUCCAGCAGGCGUUGCACGUUUUGGCCGAGAAUCAGGAACUAAUUUUCACUCGUAUAGUCAUCAGGACGACUUUAUUUUAAGGCUUGCCCAAAAGGGUGCCAAGCAAAGUAUAGGAAUGCCUAUUGGACUUCAAAUUGUUGGACUUCCAUACCAGGAAGAGUUAGUCCUUCGUGGAAUGACUAUUUUAGAAAGUUUACGAUAAUAUAGCAUUUUAUAAGAAAAACAAUUUUUAAUACAUAGAACUAGAAGGCUGAUAUAGUCUUAAAUAAAAUAUUCCAAAUUUAAAUAGCUAAUAUUCAGCUCCAGAGAUUUUAUAUUUCUCUAUCUACAUAGUGGGGUCAUAAGUUCUCGUGAAUGCAUUUCCGGUAAUAAAUCCCAAAGUAUUAAAGCUA